CUCAAUCACUCUUGAUGGUCAAAGUUUUUCAGUUUCUCUCGCAAUAUCUGUCGCCCCUUAAUAUCACUGUCAUUUUUCUUCUCUCAUCAGUCUCCUAAAAGUCUUUUCAUUCGAUGGUGCUCAAUAGCAAACAAAAAUCAUUCAAUUAGCCCAUCAAUCUAUUAAUAAAAGUGAUUUGUUUGGUCUGUGCGAGAGGAAGUUGUGCUUGUUAAAAUGUGCUAAAGAAGUCCCAUGCAAAAAAAAAGAUGUAAAAGAAGGGGCAGAAAGGAAGAAGAGAAAUUGCAUAUUUCCUCUCUGCGGCAACUUUUCUAACGUGAUUGCGUGUGUGGGUGGUGUUGGGUGAUGAGUGGAAAGUUCUUCAAGGAGCUUACAGGAGAAAGGAGGCCAAAGUUGAAGCAAUAAAUUGGUUUAAAAUUCCUACAAAGUGCAAUAUGUCUGUAGACAGCAAUACUCCACUGGAUCCAAGAGUUCAGGUGGAACUGGAGAAACUCAAUUCAGCGACUGAUGAUAUAAAUAAAUUUGAAGUGGAGCUCGAUGAAGCAAAGUCUGAAUUUAAGCGACUUCUGGCUGAGAGUGUGGAAAAAAUCAAACAAUCAGCUCAUAAAUUGGGAAAUUCCAUUGAAACAGCCAAGCCGUACUAUGAAGCACGUCUCUAUGCUUCCCAAUUGGCCAAAGAGACACAAAUGGCAAGUGUUAAUUAUGAAAAAGCCCGAUCAGUUCAUGCUGCAGCCAAGGAGAUGGUCUACCUGGCUGAACAGGGCUUAGGAGAGAAAUCAACUCUAGAUACAGCUUGCCAGGAAAUGCUCAGCCAUGCUGCUAGUCGUGUCAAUCAGUCACAGCUCGAGUGCACGGAUACUCGAAAUGUACUGAAGAUUUGCGAACUUAAGCAGGAAGUGGCCAAUAAUCGCGUAGCAAAGCUUCAAGCACAGCUAAAAAGUGCAAUUAGAUCCUCAAGCAUGAAUAUUCGAAGAAAUCUUCUGUUAAUUAAUUUAUUGGCCUACCAGCGAGAAUUAUGCUUUUUGCCCUACUACGAGACUAGGGCUAACUACAAUGGAUUGCUAAAGUCUCAAAAACAGAAAGUCAAUGAUUUGGAGGCCAGAGUGUCAGAUGCCAAGAUGACCUACAAUGAGGCUCUGAAGAAUCUCGAGAGGAUCUCAGAGGAGAUUCACAAAAUGAGAAAGGAGAGACAGGCAAUUGAAGUGGAGUAUGGUGCUUCGAAUUCUAGUCAAAUUGAGUCAAAUGAUGAGUACCUGGACUUUCCGCCAAAGUUAUCCACAAAAUCGAGUCCUGUGCGGCAACAGAGAUUUCCACCGCUCGAUUGUCCGCAUUUGCUGCGUGACAUUGAUGUAAGGAGCUUUGGGGGAACAUCCUCGGAGAGCAAUGGGUAUCAGACGGACGAUACGUCUCCGAUUAAAUUGGAUGGGAUGAGUAAUUUGAAUGUGGACGAAUGGACGGAGAUUAGAUUGUCAAAUUCUGAAAGUACAAGCUCUGGAUAUUCACAAAAUACAAAUGGGGCAGAUGAUCAAACUCCCGUUGACAGUGAUAGUUUCAGUUCAAGUGAAGAGAGCCGCAAGGUGACAUGCACAACAGUUUUCCAGAAUGAGGACGAUGGGAUUGUGGGGAAGAAGAAGAGUGAGGGAAUUACAACGUGGAUUUCAAAGUCUAGUCUGAAGAAUACGGGUCGAAGGCAGAGCCUGGAUCUGCUGAUUGAUGCCAGUGAUAAAGUUAAGGAUGUCUUUGCACAGGGAUUCCAGAGGGUGGGAAAGACCCUCGAGAGGAGGAAUAGCGAAUCAGAAGUCAACAGUGAAAGCCAUGAUUUCUUUCUCUUCAAGUCAGAUAACAAAGAUGGAUUGUCGGAUGAACAGGUGGAAAAUUUGAAUUUAGAUCAAGAUUCCGAAAUUUACCGGAACAAUGACAUCGACAUAUCCAAAAAAUAAGAUUGAUGAAACAUUAAAAAAAAUAUAUAGAGAAUUAUUGUAUCAAUUCUUUAAACAAAAGCAAAAAUGUUAAGUAGAACUUGGAGAGGAACAACAGAACUAGGGUGGUCUAUAAGAAAGAUUUUUUUGUUUUAUUAUUUAUUUUUAGAUUUAUAGGGUAUUUCAGAGAGGAUUGACUUAAUCCACGAGAAACUCUGCACCCGUUUAAUUAAGAUGGUUUGCAUAAAGGUUAAUUUUUCAAUUUCUUCCGAGACAGAGUUAAAUCAAUUGAAAUUGAAGCUAUAAAAAAGGAUAAAGGUCAAACAAUUUUUAUUAUCUCUGGAGAAAUUUAUGGAAAGAGCCCUUUUAAAUAUGAAGAAAGUGCAAUAUAAAAUAAGAAAUCUGAGAGGGAAUUCAUCAUAGAGGCAAAAGGAACUUUAUCGUAAAUCGUUAUUUUUUCUACCCUUGAAGAUUCAAAGCAACACUGAGAAAAGAAGAGGGUGCGAUUAACUUUUUUUCCUCGUAACUUUAACACUUUUUAGGUGUAAAAAUAUAUCAACAUUUUUUAAUGUUAAUUUUACACCUUUUUAAGUGUAAAAUUAACAUGAAAAAAGGGUAACUUUAACCCAUAAUACACCUAAAAAGCAUAAUAUUUACACCGAUUUCGGAUCAAUACUGCGGGGUAAAAUAAACAUUUCCGGAAUGUUAUUUUAACUUUUCGGAUUUCUCUCAGUGCAAUUAUGUUUUACUUUAAAAUUUCAAAAAAAAAAGAUUUUUUUGUCACUCAGUUUCUGACACAGAAACUUACGUCCUUACAUAGUUGAGAAGCUUAAUAAGGAGCUGUGGGAUAAUGUAUUUAAAGCUAGAGCCUCUUUUAUGUUGAAAGGUUUCGAUUUUUAAAUGCCCUUUUCCUUUUCUUUUUCUCAUAAUUUGCCCCAGGUUUCCUAGCAUUUUAAACUGGCUCAUAAUUCAUCCAGAAUCCACCUCAAAAUUAAAUAGGGAAAAGUACUUUCCCUUCGAACGUUCAUACCUUUGAAUAGUGUGAGUUUUCUUUAAUUUUUUCUAAGAGACUUCCACAUUUCUAUUAAAUAUUUGUCAAUAAUUUGUCAUUUGUAAUAAUUAUGUGUAGCCUCCUACUGUGUUAUCACACUUGCACAUUAAAAUUUUAAUAUGAUUCACAUUAAUUGUCGCUGGUGAGAGUCCAAAUGUGUAAUUUGUGUGUUUGAAUCAUUUUGUAUUCAAAAUUUGAUCUAUUUGUUGAUAAAAAGGUAGACUUGACCCGCAAAAUUUGAUAGAAAUCGAUUUAUAGCAUUAAUGCGAAAAAUUAAUGCGAUUUUCUCUUUAAUUUUUUAAUGUGAAAAAUAUUUAUGCUUUAGGUAAAUUUAAACUUAUUUUUGCAAUGUGAAUCACAUUAAAAUUUUAAUGUGCAAGUGUGACAACGCCGUUAGGAAAUUUAAAAAAAAAAUGCGAAGGCAUGAACGUUCGAAGGGAACGUACUGUCUCCUACAGUUUCGUGCAAUACCUGCUACAUUGGCAAGGCAUUUCCAAUUGAGAUCAGUUCAGUAAUUUCCACGUUCAAAAAAUCAGAACAGCAAUUUUUUCGGUCAGAUAGAUUUUUUUGGUGAAUUACUGAAAACCAUAAAUUGAUAUCUCCUAUCGUUUGGGCUUUAGGGUGGAUACAAUCGAACGAAAAAACGGACAAAUACCGAAAUCCAGCUUUUCUCGAAACUUCAGUAUUCUAAUGGCUCCAGCACGCCUUUUAGACCAGGGAGACCGGCAGUGGUAAGUCGGCGACAGACGCAACCUAGGCACAUUUUUGGGAAAUAAAUAAAUAAAUAAAAUAAAUAAAUAAAAUUUCAUGAAAUCGAAAUUCGAAACGCUUUCCUUCUCAUAUGUUUUGAAUAUGACUAUCUUAUUCUUUCGCAUACCAAAUUCGAUUGAGCUAAAUUGAAUUUAGUGUGAUGUUUAAAAGAAGAAGAAGAGCACGAGAAAAUGUGAUAGACAUAUCCAAAGCAUGUGAGAAAGAAAGGGAUUCGAAUUUUGAUUUCAUGAAAUUUUCGUGAUAUAAAAGGUGUGCCGGAGCCAUAAGGAACGAAAUAAAAUUCUUGUUAUCGAAAUUGAAAAAGUGCAGAGUUUCUUAAGCUGUCUAUACAUUAGGAAAAAAUUUCAUCAAUAUUUCCAAUCAAUAUGUAAUAUUGAUGAAAAUCGCCUAUACAUUAGUAAAAUAUAUAGACAUAAAUUUGAAUUAUUGAAGGAAAUUUGUCUAGUGUGUAGGCAAUUUCUUCAAUAUUCUUUUCAAUAUGGAUCGUUUUUCUUCCAAAUUUUAUUUCAAUAUUGUAUGUAUACCCUUAUGGCCUCUACAUACUAGAGAAAAAUAUGUCCAUAUUUCACAGUUUUUCCUACACAAGCGUAGGGAAUUUUCUUCAAUAUGGACAUAAUUUUUUCUAGUGUGUAGAGGCCAUUACACACUGAGACAAAUAUCAUCAAUAUAACUCUUCCAUAAAUAUUAUUGAAGCUAAAUAUGGAAGAUAUUGGAAGAAAUAUUGAAGAAAAUGUUUAAUAUCAAGUUCAUUAGAUAUUUUCUUCAAUGAGGAAAUUUUAAAAAUCCACUAAACUAUACCCAAGUCUAAAAAAAGUAAAACAAAAAAAAAACUUUUCUUAUAAACUGUUCUAGAGCUGGAACAUAAAAAAUUCAUGAAACAUUUUUAGAGGCUGUAGAAUUGUACCAAAAUUUAUGGAAUUUUACUUGUGGUCUUCUCUAGUCGUAUUAUAUUAUUAUAUUGCUCUCAAAUGGGGAAUAAAUUUAUUCGCUCAUGCGCUCUUA
Phlebotomus papatasi is the source of this 4740-nucleotide messenger RNA. RefSeq names its product SH3 domain-binding protein 5. The coding region runs from base 432 to 1937 and encodes 501 amino acids. Gene Ontology annotation, cellular component: cytoplasm. The transcript has 6 exons. Gene Ontology annotation, biological process: intracellular signal transduction; negative regulation of protein tyrosine kinase activity. Gene Ontology annotation, molecular function: protein kinase inhibitor activity. NCBI's taxonomy places the organism in Eukaryota, Metazoa, Arthropoda, Insecta, Diptera, Psychodidae. The record is from RefSeq and is a predicted model, not a curated record.